CGUGGAGAAUCGAGGAUGGAGCCGCAGGCGCGGUGGAUGGAACGGGAGGGGCCGGAGUAUUGGGAGAGGCAGACACAGAGCCAAGGGACAGGAGCAGUGGUUCCAAGUGGACCUGGGGACCCUGCUGGCUACUACAACCAGAGCGAGGGCGGCUCCCACACCAUCCAGGUGAUGUAUGGCUGUGACGUGGGGUCGGACGGGAGCCUCCUCCGCGGGUAUUAUCAGGACGCCUACGAUGGCCGCGAUUACAUCGCCCUGAACGAAGACCUGAAAACGUGGAUGGCAGCGGACACAGCGGCACGGAUCACCCGGAGCAAGUGGGAUCAGGCUGGUGAAGCAGAGAGAAGCAGGGCCUACCUGGAGGGCGAGUGCGUGGAGUCGCUUUGCAGAUACCUGGAGCUCGGGAAGGAGACGCUGCUGCGCUCAGACCCCCCAAAGGCACAUGUGACCCUUCACCCCAGACCUGAAGGUGAUGUCACCCUGAGGUGCUGGGCCCUGGGCUUCUACCCUCCUGGUAUCUUCUUGAUCUGGCAGUUGAAUGGGGAGGACCUGACCCAGGACAUGGAGCUUGUGGAGACCAGGCCUGCAGGGGAUGGAACCUUCCAGAAGUGGGCAUCUGUGGUGGUGCUUCCUGGGGAGGAGCAGAAUUACACAUGCUGUGUGGAGCAUGAGGGGCUGCCUGAGCCCCUCACCCUGAGAUGGGGUAAGGAGGAGCUGCCUCCAUCCACCGACUCCAACAUGGAAACCAAUGUUAUUUAUGUUGUCCUUGGAGCUGUGACCAUCAUUGGAGCUGUGGCCAUCAUUGGAGUUUGUGUGAGGAGGAGAAGGAGGAGAAACAUAGGUGGAAUAUGAGGAGACUACGCCCCUGCUCCAGGCAGGGACAGCUGCCAGAGCUCUGAUGUGUCCCUCGCAGAUUG
This is a messenger RNA of Rattus rattus (black rat), 917 nucleotides long. Its product is annotated as RT1 class I histocompatibility antigen, AA alpha chain-like. The record is from RefSeq and is a predicted model, not a curated record. The transcript has 6 exons. NCBI's taxonomy places the organism in Eukaryota, Metazoa, Chordata, Mammalia, Rodentia, Muridae. Gene Ontology annotation, cellular component: external side of plasma membrane. Gene Ontology annotation, biological process: positive regulation of T cell mediated cytotoxicity; antigen processing and presentation of endogenous peptide antigen via MHC class Ib; immune response. The coding region runs from base 16 to 852 and encodes 278 amino acids. Gene Ontology annotation, molecular function: peptide antigen binding; signaling receptor binding.